Molecule: messenger RNA, 450 nt
Organism: Vanessa tameamea
Lineage: Eukaryota; Metazoa; Arthropoda; Insecta; Lepidoptera; Nymphalidae
Product: histone H2A
Exons: 1
Coding region: 74-448 (124 amino acids)
Biological process (GO): heterochromatin formation
Cellular component (GO): chromatin; nucleosome
Molecular function (GO): protein heterodimerization activity; structural constituent of chromatin; DNA binding
Source: RefSeq, a predicted model, not a curated record
GAGCCGUACGCACGCGUUCCGCUCUCUCAUAUUUAUAUUUGCGUUGCUAAUUUUUCAUUAAUUCUCUAUAAUCAUGUCCGGUCGCGGUAAAGGAGGCAAAGUCAAGGGGAAGGCAAAGUCGCGUUCGAACCGUGCCGGUCUACAGUUUCCGGUCGGACGUAUACACAGACUCCUCAGGAAGGGUAACUACGCAGAGCGCGUCGGUGCCGGUGCACCCGUGUAUCUCGCGGCCGUCAUGGAAUACCUAGCCGCUGAAGUACUCGAGUUGGCCGGCAACGCCGCCCGCGACAACAAGAAGACCAGGAUCAUACCGAGACAUCUACAGUUGGCGAUCCGUAACGACGAGGAGCUGAACAAGUUGCUCUCGGGCGUGACUAUCGCACAAGGUGGCGUCCUACCUAACAUCCAAGCCGUACUUCUGCCCAAGAAGACCGAGAAGAAGGCUUAAAC